AUGUCAACCGAAAAACCUCAAGAAACUAUUGUAAAUAUUGAAGACAAAGGUGAAAAAGUAAAAGAGCUAUAUUUGGCUAUUAGUCCACAUGGAGAUUUUGUAGUAGAAUUUGUAUUAUCGUCAAGUGAAUCGAUAUUAUGGGAUUUGCAAUUACGCAUGUAUAAUGUUGAUAACGUUGAGGAUUUGGAGAAAUAUGACUACUUGGAUAAGAAAAAAGCCCACUUGGAUCAGAAAAAUGGGCUAUCGUACAGAAAACUUUCUGAAAUUGCUGCAUCUAAAAAUACAUUUGUAAAAGAACAAACUGAUUUGAUUAAAUCUUUGAUUAAAUCUAGAAACAAACUGAGUUUGUCUAUUGCUGUGUCAGAUAGACUCAAGUCAUAUAAAUCAACUGUUAGAUUAUUAGCGAUAUCUUGUAUAAGCGAAUAUGAUAUGACAUAUUACCCCCCUAGCUCUUUCUCUAAUCCUACUCCUAAACCUGGGUUUACUAUCGUUUACUUGAUUAAUGAAGAUUACUCAAUUGGAAAAGAAAUAUUAAGGCUAGAUAAAUGCGGUGGAAUAGUCAAAUUGUUUUCGAAAAAUGAAGAUAACAAAAAGACGGAUAAGGAUAAUUUUCAAACUAUAGAUAAAUACUUUCUUGUUAUUUUAAAUGUCUCUGGGAUUCAUAAUCAUCACUUUGAACACUUAAAUAAACCGACUAGCAAAAUUCAAAGUUUAAAGUAUCAUUUCGAACACUUAUAUAAACCUACUAGCAAAAUUCAAAGUUUUUAUUAUCCAAAGCGAAUAUAUAAAGCCAUAGAACGUAAUAAAUUUUCGGCUGAACGUAAUCUGAAAUAUUUUCUAAGAUGUUUAAAUAAGCAUUAUUUUUUAGUAGAUACUACAAAAGAGGGAGCAAAAUAUAUGGAGCUAUAUGAUUUAAAAACGAUCCAGUUAGUAAAUACCUUUAAGAGGCGAAAUUUAAACAGCUCAAAAAAUAAUAUGCUAGAUAUUUCUGAUAAUUUUACAAUAUCACACAAUAACAAACUAUUAGCGUAUAAAUCUGGAAAUCAGGUAAAAUUAUACUUGACAGAAUGUGGACUUGAGAUUGCUUCUAUAAUUCUUGAGGAUGGCAAACCUUUUUAUGACUAUUUCAUGCAUUUCUUUAUCAAUGAUGAGAGAUUAUUAAUAUAUCAAUCAAAAUAUAAUUGGACAUUUUGGGAUAUUUUCGGUUCAGUACAAAUGUCAUUAAAGCUCAAAAAUCCACUUGAGCUUGACCUUAAAUUUUCAGAUAUUUUGAAUACAAAUCAUUAUCAAUUGGAACGAUCAAACUCUUUUGUAAUAGUUAUUAAAAACAAAGAAGAAAAAGAAUCCUUUGAAGAUAAGAAGGUUUAUGACGAUUUAAUCUUAGAUUAUACGCAUUUACAACGAAAAAAAUUAGAUAGCUAUUAUUAUAUAAUUGAGCCUUGGUUGGAGCUUGGGAAAGGAGCUCCACGAUAUUCAUUUUAUCUUGAUAAAGAAAAGGAAAUUCUACUUUUGAUAGGAAAUGAUACAAUUCAGGUUUGGCAUGAUCGAAAAGAUAAAAAUGAUCAAGCUAGAGAAAGAAUCCUUGAAUACAUUAGCGUGAUUGAUAAGAAAAAUGAUGUUAAAAAAAUUGAAUAUGCAAUUAAAAAAUUUAAACUUACCAUGGAUUCUCAACCCGUAAUUGAAAUUGGAGAUGAUGAUGACGUAAUAGAAGCUUGUCGCACAUUUAAAAUUUUGAAUAAACAAGUUAAUGAGGUUGAUUAUUUUUUAUCAUCCGAUGAAAAUCGCUAUUCAAAAUUUCAAAAGAUAAUAAAACAAACGCAAAAUAUUAUUGUAAGAUUUAUUCAAUUAUAUCCGACCACUUGGCGAUUAUUAGAUGUUCGCUAUGAUUUAUUGGGUAUUCUUAUUAAAGCAGAUGAAUAUCAGCUUAUAAAAUAUGUAUUAUUCAAUGAAAAAAAAGAUAUCGAUUAUUCUCAAAAACGCAUUCUUAAAACACUUGAUUAUUUAGUGUCCAAAUUAGAAAAAAAUGAACUUUCACCUGAUAUAAAGCCAGAUCGGGAUAGUAUAUUACAUGAGGAAUCACUUCAUAUGCCCCAAAAUUCUUCGUGGGAAGGUAAACAAAAUACGAUAAGUAAGGCCUAUGAAGAUCCGAUAUAUCUAGGAUAUUUAUUAGAAUAUUAUUCUAAUAAAGCAGUCAAAAAUAUUAGGUGGAUGAAUACAGUUGGUGAUAUUUUACCAUGGCUAUUUAGAAAGGAUAAUGUUCCCGAUGUUCAAAUGGUACCCUUAAUUGAUUUUGUAAAUAAUAAAUCACCGGAAGUAAAAGGAAACAAAUUCAUGAAUUUUCUAAAAUCUAUAGUUCUUCCUAAUAAAUUACUUUACGGAGUGUGCACUAUUCCUUUUAUUACUCUUCUAGAUUGUGCUGAAUAUGAUUAUAAUGAUCCUUUCUACUUUAAUCCGUCCAUGGAAGCCAUUAUAAAUUUUAUGUGGUAUUCGUCCAAAUCACCUUGGCUCAAAUCAUUAUACAUUUUUAUAAUAUACCUUUUAUCUUAUUCAAUUAUUUCUUGGAUGUAUAUUGCACACAUUCAAGUGACCGGUGAUUUUCAAAAAAUUCUGGGACAUGCAUUAUUUAUUUUUCUUGGCUAUGCAUCAUACAUUGGAUUAAGUCAAUCUUCAACAACAUACAAAGUUUUCAAUGGAAGUACUAUAGUUUAUAAUAUGACUGAAGAAAAACCAGAAGAUAUAUUUACAAACCCUUUUAAUGCUAUAAUUGCUGCAUAUAAUUGGGAUUCAAUUUUGUUAGAUGGUUGGGGAUUUUGGCCGCUUCUUAUAAUUAGCGUGAUUGGUAAUUUCAUUUUUGUCAUUAUAUUACAAAAUGUUAUUAUUUCAUUUAUGAGUGCAGCUUUUGAGAAUGCUGAUAAAAAUGGAAAACAUGUUAUUCUCGCUUUACAAAGUCGUUUAAUUUGUGAUUAUGCAAAUCUUGAAAAUUCUGUUUUAACUUCAGGAAAGAGUAAUUUAAAUUACAAGUUUAAAGAUAAUUUAAGAGUGAAGUAUAUAUGUUUUUAUAAUGAACCAUCAAUUACAAAAACAUGGAAAGAAGAAUCCAAAGAAUGUGAAUCAAGUCCAAUCUAUUCAAAUAUUGAAAGUCUAAAACAGACAGAAGAAGAUGAAAGUGAAUUUUUUAUUGAAAAAGAAAACAUUAAAUUUAUUUGGACUUCGGCAGAUAAAAAGGCAGAAGAGGCAGCAUAA
This is a messenger RNA of Dentiscutata erythropus, 3243 nucleotides long. The record is from the annotation of a GenBank genome assembly. Lineage: Eukaryota; Fungi; Glomeromycota; Glomeromycetes; Diversisporales; Gigasporaceae.